Molecule: messenger RNA, 1476 nt
Organism: Leguminivora glycinivorella
Lineage: Eukaryota; Metazoa; Arthropoda; Insecta; Lepidoptera; Tortricidae
Exons: 2
Coding region: 65-865 (266 amino acids)
Source: RefSeq, a predicted model, not a curated record
UCAGUGCCUAGAUACAUAUCAGUGGGACGAAAUACUCAAAAAAACAUCAUGUCCUAGUAAAGCUAUGGAACUUGUUAUGAAUGUCGUCAAAAAUAAAUUUGAAACAUACUUCCCUCUAAAAAAACAGUUACUGAAAAAAACUGGACACAAAUGGGUCAACGAUUCUUUAAGGAAAUUACGUGUAAAAAUAUCACAAUUGAAAAAUUACAUAACGACUCAUUCCGACAGCGUCGAGUCUCGCACGCACCUACAACAGCUGGAAAAUGAAUACUGGAUAAAAUUACGGCAAGUACGUAGUAAUUUCAUAAACGGUUGCAUAUCUAACUGCAAGGAUGACAUGGGCAGGAGCAUGUGGCGUGUCAUAUCAACGGAGACAUGUAAAAAUAAUAAAGGUAAUAGUGCUAUCGAUGUGUUCGUUAGCCGGUCAGCUGGCGACUGCGUAGGCACGCGCGCCGCCGCCGCCGCUGCGCUGCUAAACCGGUAUUACAUCGAAACCAACGUUAACAAUGCCGUACCGUGCACUAGCACGGCACUUACGUACCUCACGCAAUACCUACCUGCUACGUGCCCGCCUUUUAAAUUCGAGCCGUUUGGGCUGGAUGAGAUGAUAUUCGCAUGCAAAAAAAUCAAACGAAAGGAAUCAAAGGAUAUAAAUGAUAUGUCGACUCGCCUUAUUGACUAUUUGCCUCCGACUGUCAUCUCACUGCUACUAACGUUGUUUAAUGAGUGUGUGUGUCAGGGAACCUAUCCAAGCGUUCUAAAGAAGAUAAAGGUCCAACCCAUCUAUAAAGGCAAAGGCGAAAUGCAUCUGCCUAAGCAUUACCGGCCUAUAUCGCUCAUACCGGCUGCUUCCAUGAUAUCAUAGCGUCGUUCCUGAGUGACCGCAAACAGAGCACCUACGUUCUCGGUUCCAAAUCUGACCUCGAUCCAAUAGGAAGCUGUGCGGUCCCUCAAGGCUCCAUAAUGGGAAACAACCUUUUUCUCCUCCUGGUGAAUGAUAUUUCAACAGCUUGUGAUAUCCCGGAAUACGUAAUGUUUGCCGACGACACUUGUCUUAUAGUAAACGCAGAAGAUGUAGACUCUCUAAAACUAAAGUUAUGUCAAGUGAUGCACCAAAUGGCUUCGUGGUUCUCAUCCAACGGUAUGCUGCUCAACGUAAAUAAAACAAAUAUUGUACACUUUAAGUUGCGAAAAAAAUACCUACCACUUAAUAUAGUAGCAGAUAACGUUCCUGUACCCCAAACGGACUCCUCCAAAUACUUGGGAUUCGUGAUCGACUCCGGGCUGACGUGGACACCGCACAUUGACCACGCGUGUGACAGGCUGUCAUCGGCGUGCUAUGCUCUCUCAAGAUUGGCACCAACCUUAACGAGUGAGAACGUCAGAAAAGCCUAUUUUGGCUAUUUCCACUCCAUUUUAAUACAAGGUGUUGAUCUUUGGGCGACAUCUGCUAGCCGAGACAAGAUGUUCAAAAUG